UUUAAUUUAAAUAAAAGAAAUCCUCUGGAUGCUCUCUCCGCUCUUUCGUUCCUGUCAUAGUUUCAUUCGUUCACUCAAAGAAAAGAAAAAGUGAAAACCCUAGCUAGCCUCCACUGCCGCCGAACGGAGUGACCCACUGCCGCCGUCCGUGACUGUCCGAGGAGUCUCUUUUUGUACUGUCGGUGUUAUCCAAGUCAAACCCCCUGUUCGCUCUCUUCUUCCUCGCCGGCGCCCAUCCUCCAUCGUCUUCGUCCUGCUCGUGGUCGUCUUGUUGCCGUCGUCUCAUCGCGCUGAACUGCUGUCUGUCGUCUUGCUCUCCGUUGUGCUCAACCCCUCUCGAAGUUUGCCUCUCAUCUGGGAAUAACAUAGCUUGAGUCUGAGAUAUGGGUGACGACAUUGAUGGAUGGGCAAACAUUCAUGAUGACAUCUUGAAGGAAAUUGCAGAGCACUUUUAUUCGUACGAUGAUUUCAUCCGACUUCGUUUAGUUUGCAAGCAAUGGAGCUUGAAACUUCCAGAGAUCUCCAGCGAGAUUUUGUGGCUGCUGGUACCUGAAGAAUCUUCCAGUACUCAUAUUUAUGAAGACGAGGAGAUCUACCAUCUCAUGAACUUACCUAUUGCUGAUGAAGUACCGCUUGAUAUUCAGUCUCUUGAUGAAGACGAGAUCCACCAUCUCAAGCUACCAGAGAUGCAGAACAAAUUGAUCCGUGGUUCUUUUGGUGGAUGGUUGAUCGUCCUAGAUAUAUACCAAUGUUCGAUGUAUAUGUUAAAUGCAUUUACAAAGGUCCGUUUAGAUCUUCCUCCAAUAUCAACUUUUCCGGAUAUAGUUGACUACAAUCCUAACAAUUAUGGCUUUGAAUAUACUGUUUGGAAUUGGGAUGAUGACAAUAGGGAUGAUUACCGGAUAUCGAGUAGUUUAAAAAAUAGAGUCCAUGUUUGGAAGGUUAUUAUAAAUUCAUGUCCUAGCAAUGACAAUGAAGAUUUUUUGGCAGUGGCCAUAUAUGGACCUCGUUGUACAUUAGCCUUUUACAAACCAAAUGACAAGAGAUGGUUAGAUCUUUCUAGAAAAUCAUCGUUUCAUGAUGUCAUAUUUUUUGGAGAGAAGAUAUAUGCAGUAGACGAAGGUGGCCAGCUAUACGAAUUUGAUACAAACACAAAAUCAGGGCCUGUAGGUGGUAUUCAUGAAGCCAAACCUCCCUCUGAUGCUGCGCUGGGUCCUUACCAGCUUAAAUAUUUGGUUGGGUGUGCUAACGGAAGUUUAUUGAUGUUGGCGAGACAUUUUAUGCCUGGAAGUCACUGGACUUACAAAUUUGAUAUCUAUGAAUUAAAGAAGAAUGCAAAAGAAUGGUCCAGACUAGAUAGUUUGAAAAAUUACGCACUGAUGAUUGGACUCAACUCUUCUGUUCAAAUGCUGCCUGCAAGUCUUCAAACCAAAGGAAAUCAAAUCUACUUUACAGAUAACCUAAUAGAAUUGAAAUCGCUGGACUGUGCCGAAUAUCAAGAUAUUGGCAUCUUCAACUUGGACGAUGGAAGUUGUCAAACACUAUUAGACGAAGAAAAGUUCACGUGUCCUCCCGUCUGGUGUUAUUCUAGCUCAUUUCUUUAGUGUUUUUAUUAUUAUUUUAAAAGAUUAUUUGUAGUGUGUUUGUUCUUCCUUAUAGUAAAAUUUUAAUGAAAACAUGUUUAUCUCCAUUUUGUUAUUAUUCAGUACUGCUAUUUAGACUUGU
Arachis ipaensis is the source of this 1725-nucleotide messenger RNA. RefSeq names its product putative F-box protein At4g22165. Lineage: Eukaryota; Viridiplantae; Streptophyta; Magnoliopsida; Fabales; Fabaceae. The record is from RefSeq and is a predicted model, not a curated record.